CUCGUUCUGUCAUGCAGUGUGUCGGGGCGAGCCUCCGCGCUGCGAGCAGAGCGGCCUCGACGGUGCGCGUCCAUAAUGUAGCGUCCAGCUCGCGGGUCUUCCAAGUUCAAGCUAUCCAGCGCCGGAACGUGUUCUUGCGGCUUCCCAACUUCAAGGGUCCCGUUCAAUGGCUUCAAGAAACCCUUUCACCCAACGUGCGUCAGAAAAACACCGAGGAGGAAAUCGAGGCGGCCCGUCGACAGGCCGCAGAGAAGGGUCAGCUCGGAGUGUUUGAGUCGAUGCCGACAGUGGAGGGCGAAGAGGAGGGCGAGGCCGUGCCUGCGUGGAAGAAAAAGACUUACACCGAGCACAAAUACUCGACGGCCAACUUCAAAAUGUCCCAUCGCAAACUGAAUAUGCUCGGCCGGCAAAUCGCCGGCAAGCCUAUCGACCAUGCUAUCCUCCAGAUGCAGUUCAGCGAGAAGCGCGCCAGUAAACGUAUAAAGAGUAUGCUGGUUAUCGCCAAGUCUCAUGCCGUCAAACUCAAGAACUUGAACGAGGGAAGGCUCGUCGUCGCGGAGUCUUGGGUUACGAAGGGCCCGAACCAGAUUAAGCGGUAUGACAUGAAGGGUCGUGGACGUGCUGGUAUCAAGACGCACCCACACUCACGUCUGCAUGUCUUGCUCAAGGAGGGAAAGACAAGGGCGGAGUUGCGUGCGGAGGACAGGGAGAGAAAGCUGAGCAAGAUUGUCUCGGCUGGCUAUGUCAGGGAGGACAUCCCUAUCCGCAAUCCCGGUGCGACAUGGGCAUGGUAGAAGGCUCAUGUAUAUCGCGUACACUAUACACAUAUAUGGUAAUUCACGGGCACUCCUUACACACAUUACAUGAAUUAUGAGCAGGGGGCGUGUCUGCCAGCAUACAGAGAGC
Dichomitus squalens LYAD-421 SS1 is the source of this 906-nucleotide messenger RNA. RefSeq names its product mitochondrial 50S ribosomal protein L22. The transcript has 5 exons. Gene Ontology annotation, biological process: ribosome assembly; translation. Gene Ontology annotation, molecular function: structural constituent of ribosome. Lineage: Eukaryota; Fungi; Basidiomycota; Agaricomycetes; Polyporales; Polyporaceae. The coding region runs from base 12 to 794 and encodes 260 amino acids. Gene Ontology annotation, cellular component: mitochondrial large ribosomal subunit; ribosome. The record is from RefSeq and is a predicted model, not a curated record.